Messenger RNA from Meloidogyne enterolobii, 532 nucleotides. Lineage: Eukaryota; Metazoa; Nematoda; Chromadorea; Rhabditida; Meloidogynidae. The record is from the annotation of a GenBank genome assembly.
GUCGGAAAAACGUUGUCUAAACCAGGAUCGUCACGUUUAAUUCCAUUACGAUUAUUAAAUUUUGGAAAUUCGCCCCUGCAAGUUUAUGCUAAGUCUAGAGUUGGAAUAUUGGAGCCAAUUAUUCAGGAUAAAAAUGAAACAAAUUCUAUUGAAGUAUUUAAAAGGAAGGAUGAGUAUGUUUCCCCAGAAGUUAAUUGGGAGGAUGAAUUACCUAAUUUACCAAACCCUGCGGAUAAAAAUGAUAAAAUUUCAGAAAAACUUAAUUUAGAGGGUACAGCUUUAUCUAAGGAAGGAAUUCUGAUUUUAAAAAAUAUGGUGGAUGAGAAAAAGAAUGCUUUUGUACAGUCUGAUGGAAUAAUAGGACUUUACCGAGGAAAAAUUGUGCACCAAAUUGAAUUAGAACCUGGAACUCGUCCCGUUUUACAACGUCCUUAUACUAUACCUCACGCAUUAAGGGAGGAAGUGGAAACCCAAAUUAAAGAAAUGCUAAAACAAAACAUUAUUAAACCAUCGUCCUCAGCUUGGGCUUCAC